AAAACAUUGUGUACUGCCGGGGGUAGAGCUUGAGCUCCUCGGAUAUCAUGAAGUUUGUUAGUAGUGUUACAGAUUCUAAUUAGUAGCGGUCGCACGUAUAGGUUUGAUCAAUGAGCCUAUGAUGACCUGUAAAAUGAAAUCGACUUCGUGUUGUUGCUCACUGCAAACAACUGCUAAAAUCAUCGGCAUUAUUGAUAUGCUGGCUAACGUUACGAUUGGUGUCUUGCACUCCAGCAGAAUCGUUGUCAACGGGCCCUUCGAUGUUACGAUCGCUAUCGCCGUUUUUGCUUUCAUACUCGCAAUAUUUUCUAUUCUACUGAUCUACGGUGCCCAGUGUCGUCGACGUCACAUAGUAAUGUCGUGGCUAAUCGUCCAACUUCUCGAAAGGUGUUUUGUAGCGGUGUUUAUAGCUGUGGGACUAGUGAGAAAUUCGUUAGGAGUUAUCCCCAUCGUGUUUAUUCUAUUCGUGAUCAUCUUGGCCUUCUACCUUUGGUGGGCUGUUUGCUGCUUUUACUUUGAACUGAAAAAUGAAGAGCGAGCUGACCUAAAUCGAUGUGAUUCGUUGUCUGGGCAACCAGUCGGUUAUGACGAGAACGCAGAUGUCUUUUGAACAACAAAGCGAAAGCAAAUAAAAAGCUUUGUAAGAACCCAUAA
Molecule: messenger RNA, 654 nt
Organism: Daphnia magna
Lineage: Eukaryota; Metazoa; Arthropoda; Branchiopoda; Diplostraca; Daphniidae
Exons: 4
Coding region: 119-610 (163 amino acids)
Source: RefSeq, a predicted model, not a curated record